AUGUCAUCUUCCUCAUCAUCACUAUCACCUGUUUUACCGGUCAUAUCUCCUUACUUACUUUCUUUGCUACAACAAGCUUUCCUAUGCCCACCUAUUCUGAUUCCAACACCGGCUCGAAAAUCUGUAAGCUCGUAUACUAUUCAGGAUAUCUUGUCCAACAAAAGGUGUAAAUGCAUCGGAAAAGAUUUGGAGUCGUCCCGAACUCAAACUGUUUUCAAUAAACUACAAAAAAAAAAAGCGCGAACAACGUUCACUGGCCGACAAAUUUUUGAACUUGAGAAACAAUUUGAGAAGAAGAAGUACUUGUCAUCUUGUGAACGAAGUGAACUCGCCAAGCUACUCAAUGUUACUGAAACGCAGGUAAAAAUCUGGUUUCAAAAUCGGCGGACAAAGUGGAAGAAGGGUGAAAUAGAAAAAAAUGUGGUAGUCGAGGAUUGUAUUGUUCAAAACAACAAUCAGCAGGACGAGAUUGCAUGA
Brugia pahangi is the source of this 477-nucleotide messenger RNA. The record is from the annotation of a GenBank genome assembly. Lineage: Eukaryota; Metazoa; Nematoda; Chromadorea; Rhabditida; Onchocercidae.